AUGAAGUCAAUCUUUUUGACCACAGCACUCCUCGCAGCGUCCGCGACUGCGCUCGAGAUGACCAACAAGGAGCGCAACGAGCUCCUCCAAGAACUCGACGCGUGGAAGAAGAGCCAGGCUGGCAAGACCGCGAACAUCCAGCUCCAGCUCACGCCGGCGCAGCGCGAGGCCAGCGGAAAGGACUGGACGACAAGCAAGUGUAUGCCGGCCAUCAAGAACCAAGGCAACUGCGGAUCAUGCUGGUCGUUUGCAGCCGUCGGUGCGGCCGAGAUGACGCACUGCCUCGUCAUGGGUCAGCUCAUCGAUCUCUCGGAGCAGCAGCUCGUGAGCUGCGCGUCGAGCGCGGGUAAGGGCUGCCAAGGCGGCUGGCCCAACAAGGCGCUGCAGUACAUUGCGCAGACCGGCGUGUGCUCGGCGUCCGAGUACCCGUACACGGCGAGCGACAGCCAAUGCAAACAGAGCUGCAAGAGGAACAAGCUCAGCGUCGGUGCGCCCGGCGACAUUCAAGGCGAGAGCGCGCUGCAGUCGGCGCUCGACAAGCAACCGGUGACGGUCGUCGUCGAGGCCAGCAACGACGUGUGGCGCAACUACAAGAGCGGCAUUGUCAAGUCGUGUCCUGGCGCGCAGUCGGACCACGCGCGACUUUUUAAGAUCCGCAACUCGUGGGGCACCAGCUGGGGCGAGCAAGGCUACAUGCGCCUCAAGAAGGGCGCCGGCGGCAAGGGCAUGUGCAACGUGGCCGAGGCGCCGUCGUACCCGUCGCUGAGCGGCAAGCCGCAGCCGGACGACCCGAGCGACAACCCGAGCGACGAGCCGAGCGAUGAGCCGAGUGACGACCCGUGGAACAACGACGAUGACAACGGCUGGCGGGUCUAA
Molecule: messenger RNA, 876 nt
Organism: Saprolegnia parasitica CBS 223.65
Lineage: Eukaryota; Oomycota; Saprolegniomycetes; Saprolegniales; Saprolegniaceae
Exons: 3
Coding region: 1-876 (291 amino acids)
Cellular component (GO): lysosome
Molecular function (GO): cysteine-type endopeptidase activity
Source: RefSeq, a predicted model, not a curated record